Molecule: messenger RNA, 192 nt
Organism: Trametes versicolor FP-101664 SS1
Lineage: Eukaryota; Fungi; Basidiomycota; Agaricomycetes; Polyporales; Polyporaceae
Exons: 2
Molecular function (GO): protein dimerization activity
Source: RefSeq, a predicted model, not a curated record
UUCCCAAACCUGUCCCGCAUGGCAUUGGACUACCUGUCCAUUCCUGGUACUUCUGUCGACAUCGAGCGCGUGUUCAGCCGCGGCCGGAUCAUUCUUCCCCAUCUCCGCAACGGCCUCUCUGCCCACUCAAUCCGCGCGAUCCUCUGCCUUGGUGAGUGGAGCCUGCUCAAUCUCAUGAAGGACAGCGACAUC